Messenger RNA from Aspergillus welwitschiae, 1577 nucleotides. Its product is annotated as MFS transporter. Gene Ontology annotation, biological process: transmembrane transport. Gene Ontology annotation, molecular function: transmembrane transporter activity. Bases 1 to 1503 code for a protein of 500 amino acids. The transcript is spliced from 3 exons. Lineage: Eukaryota; Fungi; Ascomycota; Eurotiomycetes; Eurotiales; Aspergillaceae. The record is from RefSeq and is a predicted model, not a curated record.
AUGGAACACGGACUGCCCACUGAUGCAGCAACUUAUGUCCUUUCUUUUGGGCGAGGUAGACCACAUCCCCCGCUGCUACCGAAUCGCGAGGACUAUGUUGUCGACUUUGACGGACCAGAUGACCCAGCCUUUCCUCAGAACUGGCCGAUGCGCAUAAGGCUCUACAUCAGUGUUAUCCUUGCAUUCACCUGCAUCAGCUCGACCUUUGACUCCGCCGUUUUUAGCCCGUCUAUGAGCGCGGUGGCCAAGGAAUUCGAUGUCAGUGUCGUCGAAGUGGCGGCUUUAGCGAGCUCAGUCUACAUUGCGGGUUAUGCGUUUGGCCCUCUAAUUUGGGCUCCUCUGUCUGAGCGCCACGGCCGCCGACUCCCUAUCAUCGUGGCUAUGCUGGGCUUCGGUAUCUUUAAUACGGCUGUUGCUGUGUCCAAAGACCUUCAGACUUUGAUAAUUUGUCGCUUCUUCUGUGGUGUAUUUGGUAGCAGCCCGCUCAUCAAUGUUGCGGCUAUCUUCGCUGACAUGUAUGACAAUCGGACACGUGGGAUCGCUAUUGCCCUAUUUGCUAAUACUGUCUUCCUGGGCCCUCUGGUUGCAUCCUGUGUUGGCGGGUUCAUUAACAAGUCAUAUCUUGGCUGGAGAUGGACUGCUUAUAUACCCUCAUUCAUGGGAUACACAACGUGUUUGCUCAAUCUGCUCUUCCUCAGGGAAACUUAUGCGCCGGCAAUUCUAACUUCAAAGGCAACCAGAAUGCGUCAAAUCACUGGAAAUUGGGGUAUCCAUUCCAGACAGGAGCAGAUCGAACUUAACCUACAUGAUCUGGUCAUUAACAAUCUGGGCCGGCCCCUGCAAAUGCUUUUCAAAGAGCCGCUGAUUAUGGCUGUCACAGUCUACCUCAGCUUUGUUUAUGGCUUACUCUACUGCUUUCUAUCCGCUUACAGUAGCAUCUUCCAAGGCGUCUAUGCCAUGUCUGCCGGUGUCAGCGGGCUUCCGAUGCUGUCCAACGUCGUGGGUCUGCUCGGCGCAACAGCUUACAUGAUUUACGUGAAUAAGAACUACAACACCAAGCUAAAGGCCAACAACAAUAUCCCCAUUCCGGAGUGGCGACUGCCGCCAGCGAUUGUGGGCGGCGUCCUCUUUUCCGCGGGGCUUUUCUGGCUCGGCUGGACUGGAUUCACGCGCACCAUUCAUUGGAUUGUCCCAACACUGAGCGGCCUCUUCACAGGAGCCGGUUUGCUCAUGAUCUUCAUUCAGCUGUUUAACUACCUCAUUGAUACAUAUCUCGCUUACGCUGCCUCUGCGUUAGCAGCAAACACCUUCUGCCGCUCGCUCGUGGCAGCAGGGUUUCCGCUCUUUUCACGGCAGAUGUUUGACAAUAUGGGUAUCCAGUGGGCUGGCACGCUGUUAGGCUGUUUGGCUGUGGCCUUGGUACCAAUACCUCUGGCAUUUCUGCGUUAUGGCAAGCGUCUGCGGUUAAGAAGUCAGUUUGCCCCAGUACUGGACAAGGAGUAGUAAGCUAAGGCCAUGUGUAUGAGGUUGUGGUCUGAGGCAUCAAGCAGGAUUCACUUUGAAGCCCCGGAAGGAGG